Messenger RNA from Mustela erminea (ermine), 2984 nucleotides. Its product is annotated as translation initiation factor IF-2-like. The transcript is spliced from 4 exons. The record is from RefSeq and is a predicted model, not a curated record. Lineage: Eukaryota; Metazoa; Chordata; Mammalia; Carnivora; Mustelidae. Bases 31 to 1005 code for a protein of 324 amino acids. Gene Ontology annotation, molecular function: DNA binding.
GAGCCCGGCGGCCCGAGGCGGGGCGCGCGGAUGGAGGCGGAGCCCGGGAGGCGGUGGGCGUGCCCGAGGCGGUGGGCGUGCCCGAGGCGGUGGGCGUGCCCGAGGCGGUGGGCGUGCCCGAGCCGCAGGCGGGGCGGGGCGGCCGCGGGGCUCCGGGCUGGGGCUCCGGGCUGCGCGCCGGGGGGCGGGGGCGGCCGCGUGGGCUGCUGCGCGCGGGACUGUCCUGAGGAGAGUGAUCCAGGGGCGACCCGGGGGCAGGUGCUGAGGAGACUCAUUCCGGGGCGGCCCAGGCUCCGGCGCCGGCGAGUCCGAGGCAGGAGGUUCCGGCCAGUCCCCCAGCCCGCGCGGCCCAGCAUAAGCGACACCGAGGCCCGGCCCAGGAGAGGCCCGGGCGCAGGUGAGACGACGUCCGCACCCGGGGAGACCCCGCGGAGGGGCAGCGGGAGACCCGGGAGGCAGCGGCCGCGGGAGCAGAGGCCCGGGCGCCCGUACCGUGGAACGCAGGUGCCGGGAGCUGAGGGCCGCCCGGGGCGACGGUGGACCGGGGCGACCCCGCUGUGGUGCCGAGGGCAGCGUCCCCGGUCCAUGCUCCGGUCCAGGACCUUGGAGGGCAGAUACAGGGUACAGGAGGCCUUGACCCAGCGCAGUUACAGGGGAGGGGUCGGCGCAGGCAAGCCCAGGCCCAGGCGAAGCCGAGGGACGUCCAUGGGGGCCCCAGGUACAGGCGUUGUUUGUCACUGGCCAGGGGAGGCCCAAGGACAGGUGAAGGGGAGGAAGCCCAGGUACAGUCGGAGGCAAAGUCCACAGCCAGGGAGGCCCAGGGGCAGGUGCCGCAGAUCCAGACCCUGGGGAGGCCCCGCUGCAGGUUGCACGGACGUGCAGACCCAGGAGAGGCCCAGGGGAGGUAAGGGGAGGCCCAGAGAAGUCCCAGGUACAGAUGAAGGGGAGGUCCAGGCCCAGAAGAGGGCCAGGGGAGUCCCAGGUACAGGUGAGGGGAAGGUCUAGGCAAAGCCCAGGGGAGGCUCACGUGUAGGUGAGGACCGGGCAGAGGGGCAUUGUUAGUCUAGACUUAAAGGAUGCACAGUUACAGGUGCAAGAGAGGUCCAGGUCCAGGUGCAGUUCUCAGCAGAACUUCCAGGCAUAGGGGAGACCCAGGGGAGACCCAGGUACAGGUGAGCCCUCGGUAUAACUGACACGGUCCAUCCAGACUUAGGGGAGGCCCAAAUACAGGUUCAAUUGAGGCCCAGAUGUAGGUGAUGUGGUCGUCCAGACCCAGGGAUAAUGAGGUAUAGGGGAAGGGGAAGCCACGACCCAGUGGAGGUCCAAGGGACAUUUAGACAGAGGGCAGGCACAAGUCCAAUUGAAGGGAAGGUCCAUUUCAGGAGAAGACCAGGUACAUGUGAGUAGGAGGCCCAGGGGAGAUGAGGUCCAGGGAUAGGUACAGGGGAGGCCCAGAAGUGCAUGAGGCCCAGGUACAGAUGCGGUGGUACUCCAGGUACAGGUGCAGGAGAGGUCCAGACUCAUGGGAGGGUCAAGGGAUGUCCAGGUAAAGGUGCAAGGGAGUCCAGACCCAGGUGAGGCCCAGGGAUAGCCCAGGUAUAGCCCAAAGCAGGUGAGACCCAGAUACUCUUUCAGGGGAGGCCCAGGCCACAGGAGGCCCAGGGGAGUCUUAGGUACAGAUGAAGGCCAGGUAUAGGUGGGUUGGUAGUCCAGACUCAGGAAGGCCCAGGUUCAGGUGCAGGGGAGGUCUAGGCCAAGGGGAGGUCUGUGGGAAAGUACAGUCCCAGGAGAGGCCAAGGUGCACCUAAAGAAGAGGUCCAGACCCAGGGCAGACCUAGGUUAAGGUGCAGGGAGGGUUUAUACCCAGUGGAGGCACAGGUGUAGGUGAAGGGGAGGCCCAGGCAGAGGGGAAGAGCAGGGGAGGCCCAGGCACAGGUGAUGUGUAUUCCAGGAAAAGGGUAGGCCCUGGCCCGGGUGCAGGUGAGGCCCAGGUAUAAGUACACAGGGGCUCACAUGGGGGAGGGGUGCUGAGAGAAGGCCAGGUGAGGCCAAAGAUCAGUUGAGGCCAAUGUGCAGGUGCAGGUGCAGCCCAGGCCCAGGGAUAGCCCAGUUUCAGAUUAUGCUCAGGUGCAGAAGAAGUGGUACUCCAGACCCGAGGAGGCCCAGGAAAGGUGAGAGGAGGUCCUGACAAAGGAAUGGUCCAGGGGAAGCCCACGAACAGGUGAGGUCUACGUAAAGGAGCAGAGGAUGUCCUGACCUCAGGGAGGCCCAGUUACAGGUGAAGGAGAGGUUCAGUCUCAGGGGAGGUCCGAGUGCAGGUGCAGGGGAGGCCCAGGCAGAGGGGAGGCCCAGGGGAGCCCCAGGAGCAGGUGAGGCCCAGGUGCCCUCCUGCACACCUGACUGGGGUUGCUGCCAGAACUCCAGAGCCCCCGUGAGGGUGACGUUUGCUGGGGCUGCUCAGGACCCUCACCUUCUCCCGAGGCCCCCGAAGUCUUACCUCUCUGUCCUUCCAGUGGCCCCUGGGCUUAGACUACGUUGUGAAUGUGGGUGAUUCUGAGCGGGUUUACGUGCUUUCCUCUGGACAUCGUUGUCUCUCAUCCCUUCUCUUGACCGCCAGAACUUCUAGAGAGGGCUGCCCAGGGCCUGGCCAACAUUGGCGCCUAUUUGUCUCAAGUUCCCCAUGGGAUUCUGGAGCUGGAGGGCUGGCCCUCUGUUGGACCCCCCGCACCAACUGCCCAUAUCCUGUGGGGUUCAGGCUUUGACAUCACUGCUAUCUGGCAGAUGGGGAGGGCCUCUCUGAGUCUUGUCCCUCCUGUGGUGCUCAUCUUCUCUGCCCAAGGGGCCCAUGUUGGUGCCUUUGCUCCUUCAUCUUCUGGGGGGUGUUGGCUCCCUCUGGGUCCCUGACCCUCCCCUGAGUUCAGUCCCAGAGCUUGGUGGGGCUCCCAGCACCACGAGUGGUCAGUGUUGAAAAGGUAUUUCCACUG